AAAGUCCUCCAGUCAUUAAAACCGUAAAUUCGGGAUUUCUACAACAUGAAAGAGAACCUAUUUACCAUGGUAAAAAAGAUACUGUUAGUUCUUCUCUUCGCAGUCAAAGAAAACGUAAACGACCUCUCUUUCAAAGUCAAGUGGCUUUGACAAAAGAUCCGAAGAAGUUGAGUAAAAAAAAUAAUAAAAGAGGGAAGUUGCAAGUGAGUAAAAAAAAUAAUGAAAGAGGAAAGUUGCAAGUGAGUAAAAAAAAUAAUGAAAAAGAGAAGUUGCAA
Dentiscutata heterogama is the source of this 275-nucleotide messenger RNA. NCBI's taxonomy places the organism in Eukaryota, Fungi, Glomeromycota, Glomeromycetes, Diversisporales, Gigasporaceae. The record is from the annotation of a GenBank genome assembly.